This is a messenger RNA of Triticum dicoccoides, 657 nucleotides long. RefSeq lists its product as uncharacterized. The transcript has 3 exons. Lineage: Eukaryota; Viridiplantae; Streptophyta; Magnoliopsida; Poales; Poaceae. The record is from RefSeq and is a predicted model, not a curated record. Bases 45 to 359 code for a protein of 104 amino acids.
CCCGACGCGAGAGCGAGAGACCUACUUUCCCCUCGUCUCAGGCCAUGGCUCUUAGGGUUUCCACCCUGCCCGUCGCCGCCGUCGGCCGCGCCGGCAACUACACCGUGCACGGCAUCACGGAGAGCCCGGGGGGCAUCUGGGACGGCCUCACCAUCGUCGGCAUCGUCGUCACCGGAGUACUCCUCCGCCGUCGCCUUCGCAGCUGGAGCAGGCACCUGUUCUCUGGUUCCCGGCCCCAUGACCCCCAGCACCGAGACCUAAGGGUGAGGGCCGACCGGGCUGAAAACAAGGGCAAACGUGAGCAGUGGGCGGAGACAAACCGCCGGUUUACCAAGAAGGCCGGGCAAGGGAACCUCUAAAAGCAUCCCCAGCCCAAAAGCUGGGGGUGGACAUACGAGGGCGUACAGUGGUGACGGUGGCGACAAAAAAUGCGUGGAAUAGAAAUGAUGCAUGGUUGGAGAAACUUAAUCAUUUAGAUCUGAGACUUGUGGCGACGGUGAUUGGUGAACAUAACGUUGGGUGACAUCUGUUAAUCUCAGACUUAUGGUGGUUGGAGGAACUUCUGGAAUUUUGAUCAAAUUAUGGUGUCACAUAUUAUCGGUGAAUCUAUUUCUUUGAGAUGAGCUAUAUAAUCAAAUCCUGCUGCUUUGGUUCUCA